GAUAUCUCCAAAUUUCCUGACUCACAUCAACAGCUCCAAAACUCAACACUUCAGCAUCCGGCGCAUAUUCUCUUCUACCGGAUCACAGACUCAAUUUUUUUGGUUGCCUUCUUUCACACUUCUUGCGCACACAAUGUCAGAAUCAGAAGCUGCCCUCGCGCAGCCAGUCUCGACUGAGCUUCCCUUGCGAACCCAGCCCGACGACUCGACCUUUGACAUCGUCGCGACAUACCGAGACCUCCUCGCCUCCGAUCCUGACCUUACAAAGCCCGUCGCCGCCAUCGAAUCUCUCAUCGCCCUCCUCAACACCGUCCCCUCAACCACCGUAUACGAAACCCUCGACACCGUCAAGUCCCAUUCCGACCUCCUCAUUGCCUCUGUUGAGAACCCGCUACCCCUCCAGGCGGGAACAGAUCUCUUCCUCCAGUACCUCGUCGCUUCGCUGAAGCAGCAAGACGGCAGCUUCGACGCUGUACGGCAGCACCUGUUGCGCAAUGGACGCCUGUUUGCGAGUAGGGCCAUCGCAGCCAGGAAUGGCAUUGCGGAAGCGGGGUGGAGAUUCGUCCGGGAAGGCAAGUGCGUGCUGACGCAUGGAGCUUCGCGAUCGGUCACCGGGCUGCUGGAGCGAGCGGCCAAGAACAGCGAGGGCAAGUUUAGGGUGGUUUACGUGCGGGACGAAGUGCGUGCCGAGGAGAGCGAUCGCGUGGUCAAGGAGCUGCGGAGCAAGGGAAUUCCCGUGGCAGAGAUUCCUGAGGCUGCGGUGGCGCAUGUCAUGGGCUUGCUGCGACAGGUUCACAUGGUGUUUACGGGUGCCGAAGCUGUGACGCAGAAUGGUGGCAUCAUCUCGCGGAUCGGAACAUAUCAGAUCGCCAAGCUGGCGGCACAGGCCAAGAUUCCCUUCUAUGUCGCUGCUGAGACACACAAGUUUGUGCGCAAGUUUCCUCUGGAUCAAAGGGAUAUUGGCUACCAGCAGGAGGUGUUGGACUUUUCAGCUACGGCACCAAGCAAGCAGCCCAAGGAUGCUGUCGACUACACGCCCCCGGAAUUGAUCUCCAACCUGGUAACGGAAAAUGGUGUUCAUCUGCCCGGAUACGUAUUUGAGCAGCUCCUCGAUAUAUACGGUAGCUUGAACGGCUGAGAAGCGCAAAAGAAUUGAAGAAUUUCCAAACUUGAUUAACCGAUACAAUGCACCCAGAGCACGGGCCAACGAUGGCUGUCAAUGCGCAAGUUUCAGUGAACGUACCUAUGGAUGUAUGAAUUGGACUUUGUUGCCGCAUCGGCAUCCGCCGUAUGUGCUAUGUGACGACGUGGGUUUGGGGACAUGAGUAUUCAAUGCUUUCUUGAUAUCUCUGUUGUGACAAGAACACAAACAUCGGUUAGUCGAAAUACUUGAGAGAAUACUUGGUAGCUACCCUAUGCUUCGAGUUAGAUGCCUGCUCCUAUCAAUGCUAUUUCGUUUCGCAAUCUGUUACAUGAACCGAUAAGGAAUCCUUCGCAAUAGGAUCCCGGGUGUUUGCAUAUGCGUCAUACACCAGCGGUAUUACUAUGCCAAAGUGGGUUCUCCUAGAGUUGGUAGAGAAUCAUCAAUAUCCGCUAUCACUGAAAGUUCCC
Molecule: messenger RNA, 1611 nt
Organism: Trichoderma harzianum CBS 226.95
Lineage: Eukaryota; Fungi; Ascomycota; Sordariomycetes; Hypocreales; Hypocreaceae
Exons: 4
Coding region: 134-1138 (334 amino acids)
Biological process (GO): translational initiation
Cellular component (GO): eukaryotic translation initiation factor 2B complex
Molecular function (GO): translation initiation factor activity; guanyl-nucleotide exchange factor activity
Source: RefSeq, a predicted model, not a curated record